Molecule: messenger RNA, 946 nt
Organism: Dicentrarchus labrax (European seabass)
Lineage: Eukaryota; Metazoa; Chordata; Actinopteri; Moronidae
Product: trypsin-1-like
Exons: 6
Coding region: 119-847 (242 amino acids)
Biological process (GO): proteolysis
Molecular function (GO): serine-type endopeptidase activity
Source: RefSeq, a predicted model, not a curated record
CUCACCCGGUUUUUUUUUAUUUUAUUUUGAUUGGCAAUUGUUGAACCAACCAGGCAGCUUGGAGCAGAUAUAAAACAGGGAUAGAUUCAGGUGAUCUAACAUAUCACACACUGCAGCCAUGAGGUCCCUGGUCUUUGUUCUGCUGCUUGGAGCUGUUUUUGCCACAGAGGAUGACAAGAUUGUCGGUGGGUAUGAGUGCACACCCCACUCCCAGCCCCAUCAGGUGUCUCUGAAUGCUGGAUACCACUUCUGCGGUGGCUCACUGGUCAACGAGAACUGGGUUGUGUCCGCUGCUCACUGCUACAAGUCUCGUAUUGAGGUGCGUAUGGGAGAACACCACAUAGGACUCACUGAGGGUAGCGAGAAGUACAUUAGUGCUUCCAAGAUCAUCAGACACCCAUAUUACAAUCGCUACACCCUUGAGAAUGACAUCAUGCUGCUAAAGCUGAGCAUGCCCGCCACCCUCAACCAGUAUGUGCAGCCCGUGUCUCUGCCCAGCAGCUGUGCUCCCGCUGGCACCAUGUGCACAGUCUCUGGAUGGGGCAACACCAUGAGCUCCACUGCUGACAGCAACAAGCUGCAGUGUCUGAACAUCCCCAUCCUCUCUGAUGAGGACUGUCACAAUUCCUACCCCGGCAUGAUUGACAACACCAUGUUCUGUGCUGGAUACCUGGAGGGAGGCAAGGACUCCUGCCAGGGUGACUCUGGUGGCCCCGUUGUGUGCAACGGUGAGCUGCAGGGCGUUGUGUCCUGGGGCUACGGAUGUGCUGAGAGAGACCACCCUGGUGUCUAUGCCAAGGUCUGUGUGCAAACUGAGUGGCUGUACAGCACAAUGGCCAGCAAUUAACUCCCCCCUACCGCUACAUCAGACAACCAGGCAUGACUGACUGUCCAAAUGACAACUUUGUUUUUGCUGGAGCUGAAGAAAUAAAGUGUUUGAAAUGAA